GGGCAAUUGAAAGUAAAUAGAGAAAUGAAGCUCAUCACUAGUCAUUAAUUUAGUCAGCAGUGAUAGAGCAGAUACUGUCGUAUCCUGAAUGUUUGAGUUAGUGUUAUGACCCUAGAUAGAAAUAGUAUUCAUAGAAAAUUAAAGGUUCUAUUACCGGCUACUAGAAAUAUUGAUCAUGACUGGAAAUAAUUACCACUGUAGGAACUGGACAAAUGAAUCCUAUAAGAUCCAACUCCAGCACCAAAAAGCCAUUCCAGCCGAACUCGGAAAACCUUCGGCCCUCAGCAAAGCCCGCACCCGUUGGCGGUGGAGCAUCGUUGGUGGGCAGUUGCAGAAUUGUAUGUUUUCUGGACCGGCAAACCCCGCCAAAGCCCUUUUUCACUACCCAAGAAUGAAUAACUUUUCACGAACUAAACGAGGACUUAAAAGGUGUACAGGAAACUGGUAGAGCUCGUUUAGGUCUCAGAACCUGGCUGGGCCCUCUCAAGGUGUCGUAGACCG
Messenger RNA from Suhomyces tanzawaensis NRRL Y-17324, 501 nucleotides. RefSeq lists its product as uncharacterized. Bases 176 to 448 code for a protein of 90 amino acids. The record is from RefSeq and is a predicted model, not a curated record. Lineage: Eukaryota; Fungi; Ascomycota; Pichiomycetes; Serinales; Debaryomycetaceae. The transcript has a single exon.